Messenger RNA from Zingiber officinale, 462 nucleotides. RefSeq names its product lysM and putative peptidoglycan-binding domain-containing protein 1-like. The coding region runs from base 1 to 462 and encodes 153 amino acids. NCBI's taxonomy places the organism in Eukaryota, Viridiplantae, Streptophyta, Magnoliopsida, Zingiberales, Zingiberaceae. The record is from RefSeq and is a predicted model, not a curated record. The transcript is spliced from 5 exons.
AUGGGAUCUCUUUCCCAUGAGAGAAAAUAUGAUACCUUUGCUCCUCCCUCGUCUCCUUGUGCAUUGAAGUACAUCGAGCAUCAUGUAUCCAAGUUGGACACACUUGUAGGCGUCGCCAUAAAGUACGGUAUUGAGAUUGCAGAUAUCAAGAGAACUAAUGGUCUAACAACAUAUCUUCAAUUGUUUGCUCACAAAAUAUUACUUAUUCCUCUUCCUGGAAGACAUCCACCAUCUACUCCAAUUCAGUGUAAUGGUUCUCUCGAUGACAGGAUUAUGAAUUUUGGAGAGAGGAAUGAUCCUCCACACAAAGGAGAGAAGGAAGUUCCAGAAGGUGCUCCUUACUAUUUAGCUGGUCAGGCAUUCGUCAUAAGUGGCUCACUUGACAGUGACUUUCCUUAUAUGCAGCUCAGUGGCAUCAUCUCCCUGAGCAUUGGCCGGAUUCAGAGGCUUCAAAGAUUGUAA